Messenger RNA from Paramuricea clavata, 668 nucleotides. Lineage: Eukaryota; Metazoa; Cnidaria; Anthozoa; Malacalcyonacea; Plexauridae. The record is from the annotation of a GenBank genome assembly.
AUGCUUCUAGAGCAUUAUGUGAACACACACACGAAGCAAAUCUUAACAAGCAGGUACGAUACAUACGUUUUAGAUUUAAUAGUAUAUUGACCGUUACGUGUAAAAAAUAUAAUGUAAAUCUGUAAAUCUUGCAGUGAUGCUGAAACACAGACAGACCACACAGAAGAAACUGCAAUCUUUAUAGACUCUCCAGGUAAGUUUUGUGAUGAAAUUUAAAUAUUACGAUGAUUAUUUGACUUUAGCUUACUUCACAUUUUUAUUUUAUGUUUGUAUUUUACAGUUUUAGCAUCUACACCUUUGCAAAUAAGUGUAGAAGUGGAAAAUCGUGCUUCGGCCAGUGUUAGUAAACGUAGAAGAUUGUCACUAGAAUCACACGAUCCCGAAGGCGCGGAUGAAACAGCUACUGGAGUCAAUGAAUCUUUUAUACAAAUGAGGUAGUUAUACACGUUAUCAUAAUAGGCAUCUGACCUUUGUUAUGUUCAGGAUUAAUAACAAGAUUCUGUAUUCCAAACUGCUGGAAUGUGAUCUGUUAUGAAUAUGAUAAUAUAUAUUCUGAAAUUGUUUAGACCACAUGUCAUGACCAGUUUUCGUGAAGACCAAACCCUGUCAGCCACUGAAUCAGAAGAUAGUGAUUUGGAACAUUCUCUUUUACAGCCAGAAAAUGAUAG